Messenger RNA from Penicillium riverlandense, 1116 nucleotides. RefSeq names its product sialidase family protein. Lineage: Eukaryota; Fungi; Ascomycota; Eurotiomycetes; Eurotiales; Aspergillaceae. The record is from RefSeq and is a predicted model, not a curated record. The coding region runs from base 1 to 1116 and encodes 371 amino acids. The transcript has 3 exons.
AUGCUCGGCAACCUUCUGUUCCUCGGUCUGGCCGGCCUUAACUGUGUCGUAUCGGCUAAACCUCACGGGCAGCCACCACCUCGGCCGUGGUCGACAUUUGCAGAAAAUGUCAUCUUCCAGCCUGACUCUAAUCACAGCGUUCUCUAUCCGCGGCAAGUCGAACUGUCAGAUGGAACUCUCCUGGCGACAGCCUCGUACGGGGGAGAUAAAAUUCCGUAUUUCCCCAUAUUUCGAAGUGCAGAUGGUGGUGCUACCUGGUCCUGGAUCUCCAACAUGACAGACCAGGUUAACGGAUUGGGGAUGGCCGCUCAGCCAGCGCUGGCUGAGCUGCCAUAUGCCAUUGGUGACUUCGCAGCCGGCACGGUACUAGCCAGUGGAAACAGCUGGGGAAGCCAGAGCACGAACAUCGAUUUAUACGCCAGUGAAGACAAAGGUCACACAUGGAAGUUCGUCAGUAAUGUGGCGAGGGGCAGUGGACCGGAUACUACGGAUGGGAAUCCAUGUAUUUGGGAGCCAUUCAUUCAGGUUUUCAACCACACAGUUGGCGUGUUUUACUCUGAUCAGCGUGACCCGGAGCAUGGCCAGAAGCUUGCUCAUCAGGAAUCGAUGGAUUUGAAAUCCUGGGGCUCCGUGAUAAACGAUGUGGCCUAUCUCAACUAUACUGACCGGCCUGGAAUGACGGUUAUUUCUUAUAUUCCACCUUUGGAGAAGUGGAUUCUGGUGCACGAGUUUCCGGGGGAGAUAGCUGGUCUGGGGCAGGCUAUCCGGUCUACUAUCGAUUGGCUGAGAGCCCAUUUGAUUUCCGAUUUGCCUUCGCCAAGCUCGUCUCCUUAUGUUGUCUGGUCCCCAGUCGGAGGUGUCAACGGAACCAUCGUCGUCAGUGACGCAGACUAUAGCAGCGUUUUCACCAACCGAGCCAAUGGCCAGCCUGACCAGUGGGAAAUGCACGCUACACCGCAGGGGCCAGCAUACAGCCGGAGCCUACAUGUGUUUGCAGAGCAUCCCGAUCACUUGAUGAUACUGGGUGCAGGUGUGUUUGGUGGACAAGAGAAUUUGCCGCUCUCUCUCAGCGUUGUGAGCUUAACCGAUACCUUAAGGCAGCGACCUGGCAAUUAG